This is a messenger RNA of Penicillium cosmopolitanum, 2043 nucleotides long. RefSeq names its product glycoside hydrolase family 15 protein. Gene Ontology annotation, biological process: carbohydrate metabolic process. Bases 1 to 2043 code for a protein of 680 amino acids. Lineage: Eukaryota; Fungi; Ascomycota; Eurotiomycetes; Eurotiales; Aspergillaceae. The record is from RefSeq and is a predicted model, not a curated record. Gene Ontology annotation, molecular function: hydrolase activity, hydrolyzing O-glycosyl compounds. The transcript is spliced from 3 exons.
AUGGCAGCUCCUCAAUAUAACGCCAUUGAGGACUAUGGUCUGAUUGGAGAUAUGCAUACGUGUGCCCUCAUCAGCAAGGCUGGUAGCUUGGAUUAUAUGUGUUGGCCGGUAUUCGACUCCCCCUCGGUAUUCUGUCGUCUGUUAGAUGACAAGAUCGGUGGAUUUUGGUCGGUGGCGCCUUACAAAACCGUCGUCGACCCUCAUAGCAAACAGCGAUACCUGCCCUAUUCAAAUCUGCUCGAAACUCGCUGGACUAAUGAAGACGGUGUCGUCAUAAUGCUGGACUACUUUCCCGUCACGCCCAAGAAGAGCUCCCACUCGGGCCGUAUGCUCUCGGGUUACUGUCCUUGCAAUGAACCUGGAGCUAAUCGCUUCAAAUCUGGGCUGCAGCAUUCGGGUCUCAUCAGGAAAUUGGAAUGCAGUCGUGGCUUCAUGGAAUUGAAAGUCGAACUGUUCCCUGCUUUUAACUAUGCCAGGGACAAUCACAAUACCCGUGCAAAAUUGGAGAACGAUAUGUCCAAGCACCGACUUCAGACUGUCCACUUUGAGAGUGAUACAGAGCGACUGCAAUUUGAGAUCUUCGCCGACUCACGAGAACCGGAAAAGAAUGGAUUUCCCGAGGCGAGAUUCACCUUGGAAGAACGUCCAGGGAUGAAAGGCAAGGGUAUGGUUGCCUGGCUUCGUCUCUCCGAGGGACAAACGGUACACCUUGUGCUGCACAGUCCCGAAAAGGCUGUCCCGAGCCGUGCAACAAUGGCUGCCUACUUUGCUAGAAUGGAGGAGGAGACCUCCGAUUACUGGACGGAUUGGACCCGCAAAUGCGCAUUUCGAGGACACUACCGCGAAACCGUUGAGCGCAGCCUGCUCAUCUUGAAGCUGCUUACCUAUAAACCGACCGGUGCAAUUGUCGCAGCACCCACCUUCUCGCUUCCUGAAAAUGUGGGCGGCUCACGCAAUUGGGACUAUCGGUACUCCUGGGUGCGCGACACGGCUUUCACACUUUACGUCUUCCUCAAAAUGGGAUACAGCCGCGAGGCGGAAGCCUACGUCAACUUUAUCUUCGACCGGAUCUUCCCGCAUGCUGCCAAGGAAAUGGAGGCAGGUAGCAAACGGCCUUUUCUACCACUGAUGUUUACCAUCCGUGGCGAGUGCGACAUUCCCGAAGUGGAGCUGGAUCAUCUCGAUGGAUACAAGGGUAGCAGGCCUGUGCGAAUCGGAAACGCAGCCGUCUUCCACACGCAGCUGGACAUCUAUGGCGAACUGCUCGACAGCAUCUACCUCUAUAACAAACAUGGAAACCCUAUCACCUACGACCAGUGGGGUUCGAUCCGCCGCAUGGUGAAUUAUGUCAUUGGCGUGCGCGACCAGAAGGACAUGUCUAUUUGGGAAUCUCGUGGCCAGAUCCAAAACUUCAUUUAUUCCAAAGUGAUGUUGUGGGUGGCUCUGGACCGUGGCAUUCGUCUUGCAGAGAAACGAGCCAGCCUGCCCUGCCCUGAUCGCUUCAAGUGGAUCCAGGUACGCGACGAACUGUACGAUGAGAUCAUGGAAAGGGGAUACAAUAAGGAACGUGGUCAUUUCUGUCAAAGCUAUGAGAGCCCUGAGGUUCUAGAUGCGUCGAUUCUGAUUGCUCCCCUAGUAUUCUUUGUUGCACCGAAUGAUCCCCGCUUCAUCAGCACUCUGAAGAUGAUCCUGAAAAGUCCCGAGAAAGAGGGACUCUCCAGCGCCAAAAUGGUUUUCCGAUACGACCAUGUGAAGGCAAAUGACGGUGUGGGUGGAGGUGAGGGUGCCUUUAUCAUGGUUACUUUCUGGCUCGUUGAGGCCAUGGCCCGGGCUGCCGCUUUCGAUGUCCCCAUUCCGAACAUCUGGAAACUUGCACUCUCGCACUUUGACAAUAUUUUGUCGUACUCUAAUCACCUUGGGAUGUUUUCUGAAGAAGUGGCUAUUUCAGGUGAGCAGAUGGGAAAUACACCCCAGGCCUUUAGCCAUUUGGCUUGUAUAAGCGCGGCUAUCAACUUGGAGAAACUUGGUCAUUCGGGUGCUUAG